AUGUUCGGUUCAUACAGCUCAUACAGCUCCGUGAGCACCAUGUCUACCGCCAUCGAUAUCAGCCCCUCCAACCUUCGAACUCGCGAUGCCUCGUGCGCCUUUCCCUCCUGGCCCAGGCGAGAGUCUCUCUCCGAGUUCGACCGCGAGGAGCGAGCCACUUCUUUCCUCUCCGACGACGACCUCCUCCUGUCGGACCCCUUCGACAGCGACAGCCACAGCAUCGCCAGCUCCAGCGCCUCGUCCUCUCCCAUCAUGAUGAUGCAGUCUCCUCCCCGCCUGACUGACGCCGAGGUCCUGGAGAUGCAGCGAGAGAAGCUUGCUCUGCAGCGCGAGUGCAUGCGCCAGAUCAUGCUCGAGAAGGAGCGCCGCAAGCAGGCCUCCAAGAAGAAGAGCCGCUCUGCUUCCGCCAAGAAGAGCCCCAAGUCCAAGCUUGCCUCCAUGACUCCCAUUUCCGAGUAA
Molecule: messenger RNA, 459 nt
Organism: Trichoderma aggressivum f. europaeum
Lineage: Eukaryota; Fungi; Ascomycota; Sordariomycetes; Hypocreales; Hypocreaceae
Exons: 1
Coding region: 1-459 (152 amino acids)
Source: RefSeq, a predicted model, not a curated record